GCGAUGGGAUGAAAGGGACAAGACGGAGCAGCUGAUGACGUCUGCUAAGUGACGAACCUCGAUCAGAGGGUUUUGACCAAGUGUAUUGUAUCCCCUAUAAACUGGGUGAGACCCCUCAUUGUAAAGAAUCCGAAUUCUAAGUGAAUAAACUCCUACUUUGCCUUCUCUCUCUCUCUAAAAUUCAUAUUAUUUGAUAUACUUGGUGGUUUAUAGCCAUCAAAUUGGUGCUUUCAUUGAGAGGAGAGAAACAUACUUGUAGGUUAACUCCGAGAAGCGAGAAUGGUGCAGACAAGGAGCAACAUUCCCACCACCAGCCACGUCGUAAGAGAGGAGCCGGGCAAAGGCAACAGAAAAGGAGGGAUCACCUCGGCUCCGGACACGGUCCAGGCGCUGUUCGCGGACCUGGCACUGGGGCUACCCAGGCUUCACACGGUUCCAAAUACCGAGCACGCUGCCACUUCCCAACACAAGGGGAAGAAGACCCGGAGGAGCGGGAGGAGGCCCGGCAAGGCUCUGGUGAUUGAGGAGGUGCUGGUGGAGGACGUCUCGGACGGGGAGGACGACGAGUCCAGCGAGUGUCGAGUAUCGGCCUUCAAACGCUUGGGGGGCGAGGAGGCUCGAGUGUCAGCUUUCAACAGGCUCAACCGCGGACCGGAAGGCCGCCCAGGAGAGAAGGUUAGUGACUUUAUAGUUCGGUGGGAGAAGGAAGCCCGAGACGUGCAUGGGGCUGAUGACCAAGCCUUGGUGGAAAUGUUCCAAGAAGCCCUUUCCCGUGGAGAAGUGAGGAAGGAGCUCCGCAAGAAUCCUCCCCCCACGUACCCGGAAACCUUGGUGCGCACUAAGUUCUUGGCCUUAGAGGAGUUUGAUGAUGCUUCCGACUCCGCUCCGGCCAAGCGAGCUUCCGUGGACUCGGGAGAGAUCGCGAAGAAAAGGAAGAAGAAAAAGGACUACACUGCGGGAGACUCCAUCGAAGCCGAAGGAGUCACCGCGGUGCCCGUGAUAGUAGGGGAUGGCGCGCACAAGGCCAAGCUGAAGAUGGAGUUCAUGGUUGUAAGCAUUAACAACGCGCACAAUAUGGUCCUAGGAUGGCCCGGCCUUGAGGACAUGGGGUGUGUGAUCUCUCCAUACUACUUAUGCAUGAAGUUUCCCACCCCUUCGAGAAUCGGGGUGGCGAGGGGGUAUCAGAAGCUAGCUCGGUCGUGCUACGUCCGAAUCACGAAGAAGUUGCCAAGGGAUGAGACGUUGGUCGUGCACGCGCAGGAGGAAAUGCGGAUGCCAAGGGAUGAGACGUUGGUCGUGCACGUGCGAAGGCCGAGCCCGCCGGGGAAGCUGGAAGCACGACCGAAGGCCAAGCCCGCCGAGGAAGUCAAGGAGGUGCCGCUCGACCCUGGGGUACCCGAGCGGAAGGUGAAGAUCGGGGCGAGCCUAACUGGGAGCCAACAGAAGCACUUGGUGGACGUACUACAACGUGAUCUUCGCGUGGGGACCCGGGGAUAUGCCAGGGGUGGAUCCCAAGAUCAUAUGCCACCGGUUGGCAGUCAGCUUGGACUCUAGGCUGGUGAAGCAGAAGAAGCGGUUCCUCUCGUCCGAGCGGCGGGAGUUUGUCGCCAAAGAAGUAGCCACCCUGCAGAGCAUAGGG
This is a messenger RNA of Cuscuta campestris, 1639 nucleotides long. Lineage: Eukaryota; Viridiplantae; Streptophyta; Magnoliopsida; Solanales; Convolvulaceae. The record is from the annotation of a GenBank genome assembly.